AUGAGGGAGGAGAAACAGGUUGGAGCUCCAAACUAUCCUUCUGGGCAUCCUGCAGUCUGCCAAAGCUAUUCUGAUCUCCCAGGUGGUGGUGUGUACACCAAUAUAUUCACUGCCUCUCCAGAUCAGACUAUACUUGGAACCUUUACACCUUUUGGACAUGGCAGUAUUUGCCUUCAUAACAGUAACGUCAUCGCAAUGAUGUUUAAUCAGGAAGGAGGCAUGGUGACUAAUAAAGAUGGAGAAAUAGUCAGAGAAUGGAGAUGGCCUCAGGUGGGAAAGCUUAGUGAUCCAGUUGUAAUGCAGGUUAAUGACUACAUCACUGUGAGGAUUGCAGGGCGCUUUGCUAUUAGCUUGGUCUACAAGUGGCAACAUGAAAGUGUGCGAUUGUCUUUGUCACCACUACAAGGUGUGGCUCUUCCACAGUUAGAAGAACUGGGCCAGAUACUCACCAGAGUUAAACUUUCAUCCAAAUCAGCUAAAGAAUUCUCUAAAGUAAGCAGGAAAAAAAUGAGAGAGAAAGAAACAAAGAAGGUUCUAAAGAAAGAACUAAAGUUAUCAGAGUUGGUGAAGACACUUGAAACUCCAGAGGAGAACAUAAGCCAUAUAAAUGACUUCAGUGCAGCCAGAGAAUUAAGAAAACUACAGUGGAAGAUCAAGACUAUUUUGGAUGGUUGGCUGGAACAUUAUCGAAUGGCUUGUGAAAUUGAUUCUCCACACGUUCACAAAAUGCCUGGCCUUCCUCAGAGAGCUUUAAGAAAACGCACAGUGCAGUCUGCAGCUGCUCUCCUGGCUACCUCAAUCGUACAGAGAGCACAAGAGAAGAACAGAGAGGACAGUGAAGCCUACAAGUCGGACAGCUCUCUCCUGCUAGCUCGUUUUCAAUCAGUUCCUGCUCACAACAUGCAGUGGGAGUUGUCGCCUUAUUCUCCCAGAAUUUCCUCUUUAGUAAACAGCAAUAUCAAACCAGAUCAGCCAAAUGUGCCUCAAUUCAGUUUAAAUAAAUACACCCCCAUAUUACAGAACUCCUACAUAUCAGGCGAUAAACUAUGGUUUACAUCCCAUAGUGCUUGCCCUGUUGUCCUUCGGAGAACACUGGUGGGGCAGGAAGGAAAGAUAUGCAGAUGUAGUAAUCAUCAGAUUCCAUAUGUAUCAGACCUGGAGUAUGAUCACCUUAUUAACAACCAGAUGUCUGCCCUGGAACAAAUCAUGGUGAUCUGUGUGUCUUCUUCAUUGAAAACAAAUGGGGAUCCAAGUGAAGACAAAUUAGAGCAACUCCACGAGAGGAAGAACAGGAACAGAAGUAUGCCAUGUAUUCAGGGUCGCCUGGACUCCUAUCGUCUCCUCAAAUAUGACAUCACCUCUGCAGAUGAAUUUACAGGUCAUAAAGGUUCAUUACUGGUGCAAAGGCAUAAUGUUGCUCCCGGCAUGUUUUUGAUGUACAUUCAAGGAAAGCUGCUCUUUGCCAAUUAUAUUUUCAAUGGAUAUAGCAAGUCAGCUAAAGACCUUCAAAAACAAAUAGCAAAGACCAGGAGUGAUUACCAUAUGGGCUACUGUCUACCCAACGAUUUCAGAUUCAGUUUCCGAGAGGACAGCUUGCAGAGUUACUCUUGACAUACAAAACAAAGCCAAAUGGAAAUUCAGAACAUGUUUCUAAACUUAUUUACUGACAGGUAGGGAAAAUAUCAGGUUAUGUGACAAACACUUGAGCAAAACUAUUGUGGUAUACGGUAUUUUAAAAUAUGAAAAUCUUGGUUGCAUUUUUUCUAGGGUUCUGAUUAUUCUCUCCCAAAUGUUUAAAUAGAUUUUGAGACAUUUGUAAAUAAGGGAAACAUGGUAACUAGGGCCUGGUAUUAUAAUUAAGAUAAGUUAAGCUGUCAUGGAGGAUAUAAAACUCCUGCUGAGAUUAUUAAAAGUUAGUAUUAUGUGUAAUUGAAAUGGCUGUUUUUACCUUUUAGUGAUGGAGUAGGAGAAAACUGAUGGAGCGUCAAUCAUCACACAGCCAAUAAGAUUUAGGAAAUCAGUCAAUUGCCAGGUGGACCUCAUCUGGGAACUGGCAAAUUAUAGGGUUUGUGGAUAGUCACUAAGGAGGACGUGAAGAAGGGAGUGUUCCUGGUUUCUGCAUGGAGUGGUUGGGUCAAGAUUGGGUCAGGAUCAAGGGAUUGGGUCAGGAUCAACGGGUUCUCUACAAAGCAAGUUACUGCAUGGCAAACCAGGAUGUGAAUAUAGAGUGCACCAGCUGCACUAUUGCACAAUGCAAGUCCCAGAGUGUGGCAUGGCUUACAAUGCUUUCAAGGAGUACUACAGCAAGCUCCACUAUGGGAUUUUCACUGUGCUGUAGCAGUGUCCACAUUAUUGCUCGGCAAGCUUCUGCACUGUACUGGCUUGCCAGGCAGUAAAAUGCUGUGUAGACGAGCCCCAAGUCCUGACCAGACAGCCUGCUUCCCCAUCUCUGAUACCCAUAUAUUCACUGUUACUAAACUUGUAAAUUCAGUGUGUGUAUAGUAACUGAUCAUACACAAUAUGUGAUGGCAUGUGCUUGUUCAUCAGAGAUCAGAUCUGGGGUCUUAAAUGUUCAGCUAGUAUUUAAAAAAGUGCAGUUCGGCAUUAUUAGAGUAUAUUAGACCAGGUGGCAAUCGCUGAAGAUCAAACUAGGUUUUAUUUUGAUUCAACGACUUCUUGUUUUGCAUAGCAAUGAAAAACAUUUAUCAAAGAAAUCCCGUUGAAUAUCAAUACCUUUUUUCCUCCACCAAGCCAAAUAUUUUCUUUCAUCUCAUACGCAGCAGCUAGACAUAUGGGACAGACAGACAACUAGUCCUCAUUAAAAUGGGAAAAUAAAGUUCAGUAGUUCAAAAGUUUGUUGACUUGCUUAUUUGCAAAGAAAUUAACAAAACUGUGACCCAAUUCUGCUAUUCACAUCCAUCAAAAAUGUUCAAUGAAACCAAUAAAGCGUUGGGUGUGCAAGGAACACAAGCAUAAGGUUCAGUUUGGACACUCAAUAAAACCAGUUAGUCUUGACCUAGUCCAUCAGUAUUUCCCUUUAUAUGUGGAUUAGUUGAUUUCAAGUCUGCAGUGAGGAGUAGGAACGAUUUAUCAGGAGCUCAAUUAUCUUAUUACUGUCACACCAAUAGAGGGCUUGGCAAUUACUGAUAUUGCUUAUUAUUGUUAAAAGUUGUACAUUGUUUAUAAUUCACCAA
Molecule: messenger RNA, 3194 nt
Organism: Mauremys mutica (yellowpond turtle)
Lineage: Eukaryota; Metazoa; Chordata; Testudines; Geoemydidae
Exons: 12
Coding region: 1-1611 (536 amino acids)
Source: RefSeq, a predicted model, not a curated record